CGGUCCAUUUUUUGCAUCUUACUAGCGAAUUAUUUCAAAAUUGCGUGGCUUUAGAAGAAAAUGCCAGAAGAAUUUUUUUUUUGAAAAUUGAAUUCGCUGGGAAAAAGUUCAAACAACUUUUUCUGUGGGCCGCCAAAUUUUCGAAAUAAGAACCGGAACAGAUAAAGCUGCCAAAAUUUCAUUACGAUUUUCAUCUGUAAUCACGUAAUGAGACUUGGAAAUGUUUUAUUCAUGUGCAUUUGUUUGAUCUUCUUUGCGUUGUCAUGUAAUUGAAGAGCACUAGACGCUUCAAAGCAAAAAUAAACACUGGAGUGGUGAGUAAUAGCUGUUACAAAGUGCGCUGUCUUUAUUUUUCUGUAAAUGGCUGUGCUCCCACCAUUUGGGAGAAAAAGAGUUGAAAUUCUGGGGGAAAAAUCAUUGCACGCCUACAAACGCCAUGAGAAAUCAUGAAUUUAAACAGUACAAUACUGUGACUCUCCAGGUUAACCAGCAACUGAAUUCGAUGGAGCCAAUUUAUGAGAACGUAAGACGCAGGGAGAGUGGAGUUCUCCGUCGAGGAUCAGAUACCAGUGUGGUUUUAACCGAAGACACAGACAGUUUCAUAAUUGGAGAUCGAGUAUGGGUUGGUGGAACAAAACCAGGAUCCAUCGCCUACAUCGGAGAAACACAAUUCGCUCCAGGAGACUGGGCUGGGGUUGUCCUUGAUGAGCCGAUCGGAAAAAAUGAUGGGUCUGUUGCGGGUUCUCGUUACUUCCAAUGUGCCCCGAAACAUGGAAUAUUCUCACGUCUCACAAGACUCACCAGAUAUCCACUCCAGGAGAGCCUGAUGUCACCACCUGAAUUGAAAACACCACCAGCAAACAAAUCACUUUCACCAUCUCUGAAUGUUUCGAUGACGAGUUUAUCUUCGACUACCUCGAAGGAUUUGAAGAUUGGGGAUCGAGUUGUUGUGUCGUCCAGCCAGGGGAGUAAGACUGGGGUUCUCAGGUACCUGGGGGUCACCGAUUUUGCUCCUGGGGAAUGGUGUGGAGUCGAGCUGGAUGAAGCCCUGGGGAAGAAUGAUGGAGCUGUUGGAGACAAAAGGUAUUUCGAGUGCAAGCCGAGAUACGGUUUGUUCGCCCCUUCGCACAAGGUCUCGAGGUCGCCCUCCCGCAAGAGAUCGUCCAUCGGUCUUGUCCACAAACCAACUGGUGCAUCCCUGAAUUCCUCACUGAGGAGGAGCGGUUCCAAGGAGUCCCUGACGUCUGUCUCCAGCUUGACGUCAACCUCGACCAGUGUCAGGGGCAUCACCACAGCUAGGAAAGCUAGAGCGUCCACACCUGGGCAGCGCUCGCUCCAGGAGAUGUUGAAAGAAAAACAACAAGAAAUCGAGAUGCUGAGGAAGGAGAGGGACCUCGAGAGGGAGAGGAUCAUCAAAGCUGCUACUCAGGCUGAUAAUGCCGAACAAUCGAUUAUCAAUUUGAAAGCCGAAUAUGAAAAGUACCGAGAGGAGAUGGAGAAAACAGUAAUUGAGGCUCAGAUCGCCCUGUCCCAGCUCCUGGAGGAGAAAAAUCAUCUCCAGUCUCAGCUGGAGGAGGAGAAGCACAAGUGCGAGGAUCUUUUAUUCCGUUUCGAGGAGGAAUCAGUGAAUAAAGAAGAUAUUCAGAAGGAAAAAGCUGUACAGAGCGUGGUAAAUACUCAGCACGAGGAGAGGAUAAUUACUCUCCAGAAGGAACUCUCGGAGGAACGAGAGAGGGUCAUCCAGCUCGAGAGCGAUAAUCUCCGUCUUUUUGAAACGGAAGAGGAACUCGUCAAACUCAAGGCUGAUUUCACUGCCAUAUCAGAAAUGGAGAAUAUGAACCUCUGCCUCAAGGAAGCGAAGAUUACGCUGGAAAAUCAGAUGCUCGAGAGGAAUAACACGAUUUCAGAGCUCUCAUCGCAGAUUGAGGAACUCCAGCAGAAGCUGAAGAAUCGCGAGGAAAUUGAAGAGACGCAUAUUGAAAAGCUCUCAGAAAAUUUAAGCAGAACCGUUGAGGAGAAAAAUUCCAUCAUUGCGAAGAUUUCGGAGGAAAAUGCUGGAAAGACUCAGGCCAUGGAGCUGGAGAUUGAGAAGCUGAAGGUAGUUAUUGAUAAUCUCACGAAGGAAAAAGUCUUGGCAUCGGAGUUCCAGCAGGGGGAAUUCAGAAAAAUCGUGGAGGAAAAGGAGAAACUGGAGGUGGAGAACUCCAGAAAAAUUGAGGAGAUCGAGAGAGUCCUCGGGGAGAGGGAGAGGCUGGUGGGAGAGAAAGAAAAAUUGGAGGUGGAGAAUUCCAGUAAAAUCAAGGAGUUCCAGGUAAUUGUGGAAGAAGAAAGAGAAAAUGCGCGAAAAAUUCAAGGGGAAAACUCGAUUUUGGAAGCGGAAGUGAGGAAUUUGAGGGAUGAGCUGGUGGAAAAAACGGGGAAAUUAAAUGAAAAUUCGAAGAAGAUUGAGGAAGAAAAUUUGGAGUUGCAAAAAUCACGAGAAAAUUUGGAGAAAGAGCUAGUAGAAUUGCGGGAAAAGUUUUCCGCAGUUUCAAAUGAUCGAGGGGAGAAAAUCGUUGAGUUGGACAGGGUUGGAAAAUUGUUGGAAAACCAAGGGGAGGAGAAUAAAAAAUUGACGGAAGAGGUGCAGGAAAGCGCCGGAAAAUUCGUGGCCUUUGAACAGCAAAUAAAUUCCUUGAAGUCUGAAUUAAUGGAGAAAAUGGAGGAAAUUAAAAAUAUGACCGAGACGAUGGCGGAGCUGAGGGAUAACGUCACGAUCUUCGAGCAGACCAAAACAAAUCUCGAGAGCGAGAUGAAAAUGCACGAGUCAACAAUCUCAGAGUUAAAUAAAAAGGUGAAAUUUACCGAGGAGAAAAAUCAAGAGUUGAUUGGGGAAAAGGAAAAACUGGAGGAGAAAAUUUCGAGGGUCAUCUCGAGCUCUGAAGGAUCCUCCGAGCAAUUGAAGCAGUACAAUGAGGAAUUGAGACUGAAGGAAAAGGAAAAUGGAAAAUUUAAGGAGAAAAUAUUUGACUUGGAAAAUUCAGUUGAAAAUUUCAUGGGGAAAUUAAAGAAGAGUGAGGAAGAUCUGGGGAAAAUUUCCGGGAAACUCGCGACAACUGAGGAAAACGAAAGAAAAUUAUCGGAAAAAUUGACCGAAAAGGAGAAGUUGUGCAAUAACUUGAGUGGAAAACUGAAGGAAAAUGAAGAAGAAUUUCGGAAACUCAUGGAAAAGCUUAAGCAAAGCGAGGAAAAUUCCACAAAACUCAAUGAAUCUCAGGAAAAUCUUCGGAAAAUCCAGGAAAAAUUGAGGGAGACCGAGGAGGGUUCUGGAAAACUCAACGAAAUGCUGGAGAAAAACCAGGAAAUUAUUCAGGAAAGGAUAGAGGAAAAUGAGAAAUUAAUUAAUGAAAUUAAUUCUAAAGACUCAAUAAUCGAAGAAUUGUCGAAGAAAAUUAAAACUUUCGAAGGAAAUUCUGCCAAAUUGACUGAAGAAAACGGUCAACUCAUCAAGACAAUCUCAGAUCUCGAGAGGAAAACCCAGACUUUGGAGGAAAAUUUGGAAAACUCUCACCAACUCUCAACCUCAAACAUCGAAUUAAAAAUUUCUGAAGAUAUUCUCAAAGCAAAAAUUGAAGAGCUCAACGAAAAAAUCAGGGAACUCAUUAUAAAAGUCGAGGAGAAAACCUCCGAGUCCACCAGUCUCUCCUCCACCUUGGAAAAUGCUUCGGAAAAUCAUAAAAAAUCUCAGGAGAAGAUCGAAGAGCUGAGCAACGAAAUAAUUUCCCUCACAUCGCAGCUCCAGUCAAUGAGGGAAAACUCUGAAAAACAAGAGGAGAUCCUGAGGAAAACCGAGAGUCAGGCCGAAGCCCUUAAACUUUUCCAGGAAAAUCACAAAAAUUCUCAGGGAAAAAUGGAUGAGCUGAACUCUGAAAUCUCUUCCUUAAAAUCCAAACUAGUCUCCUUCGAGGAGAUUUCAGAAAGGCUGAAGGAGUCAGAGGGAAAAUUGUCUGAAAAAAUCCAGGAGAAUUGCGAACUCUCGCAGAAAAUUUCCGAGGUCGACGAGAAGCUGAGGAAAAUUGAAAUUGAAAAUGAGGAGUUGAAAAAGUCGUCGAGUCUUAAGACUUCGAUGAUCGACGAACUGGUGAGCGUCGUGGAGACAUUGAAGUCCUCAGAGAGUGAAUCCCUCAAGAAUUUGGAGCUAGAAUUCUCCCAGAAGCUCAAUCAGAGUGCCGAGGAACUCCAGGCUCUGAAAAAAGCCCAUGAAAACUCAGAAAUCAGUCUAAAGACCAUUUCUGAUGAGAAUGAAAGACUUAGGAAAACAAUUGAGAACUCAGAGGCCCAUAUUAAAGACCAAGAGGCGAGGGAAAUCGAGAGGAACGACGAAAUGAAUUCCAAGAAUCAAAUACUCGAGAGGAAAAAUUCCGAAUUAAUUUCAAUGAGUGAAAAACUUGAGGAGAAAAACUCCGAACUCCUCAAACAAAAUCACAAGCUGGAGGAGAAGAACUCCGCCUUGAAUUCGAGGCUCUCGGAGAUGUUGGAGGAGACGAAGACCUUGAAAAUAUCUAAUAACAAUCUCGGGGCACUCGAUGAGAAAAUCCAGAGCAAUGGUGACACCAGGAGCAUGAAGAAAAUCCUGGAGGACAAUGAGACAUUCAAGGGACAGAUUGAUUUUCUCAAUUCAGUUAUCGUCGAUAUGCAGAAAAAGAAUGAAGGUCUCAAGCUGAAGAUCGAGGUCUUGGAGAUGGGGGUGCCUCCGGCUGAGGCUGACGACUACUCCAGGACGACUCUGGCCCAACCCGCCCCUAGGUUGUUCUGUGAUAUAUGUGAUCAGUUUGACCUCCACGAGACUGAGGAUUGCCCAAAACAGGCUCAGGACUUCGAGGUGGAGAAACCUGUGAAGAAGACGCCCGUCAAGGCACCCAAGCAGAGGGAUUACUGCGAACAUUGUGAAAUGUUUGGACAUGACACUGCUGAUUGCGACGACGCUGAGACCUUCUGAUCCUCAAAACUGCCGGAAUUAUCGAGCCUCGCUUGCCAGUAUUGGAGUAGGAAAUUCAAUUACGCUAGGAAUGAAGAAAUUCAUCUCGGAAUUUUAGCAAAUUUCAUAUCUAACAAAUGCAUCUUGAAUAUUACAUUCAUAAAUUAAUUCAUGUAAUUUCAAUUAACAGACAAUUCAGAGGAAUUUUCAAAUGCAAAUUUAAUCCGAAAUUCAAAGAAAAUUCGCAACAUAAAGAAUUAAUAGCAGCUUUUAGUGGAAGUUCUAAAGAAAAAUUCCAAAAACCUACGAAAAACAAAAAUGCGUUGAAUUUAUAAAGUAUAUUUUUAUAUUGUUAUUGUAUUCCACGAAUAAUGUCUUCCCAUUUAAUUUCCGUUAGCGUUUUUUCAAAAUUAAUUGAUCAAAUAAUUAUUCUCCUCAAAAGGAAGACCUCGCUUGCCUUUUUAUUGGAAAUUCUACAGGAUGAUGGCGUGUAAAUAGGGUUGAGAUCGAUCUAUUUAAUAUUUAUUAUCGAUUACGUGUACAUAAGACUUCUUGUCAUGUUCCUUGCACGCAGAGUUGUUGGAGAAUUUUGACACCAGAAUUUGCAGAAUUUAAGGCGCAAUAACGUUUUGUAGAAGUUUGUCAAUAAAUUAUGGUUUAUUUACGAGUUUAA
Fopius arisanus is the source of this 5630-nucleotide messenger RNA. It is a transcript of the gene CLIP-190, whose product is annotated as Cytoplasmic linker protein 190. The record is from RefSeq and is a predicted model, not a curated record. NCBI's taxonomy places the organism in Eukaryota, Metazoa, Arthropoda, Insecta, Hymenoptera, Braconidae. Gene Ontology annotation, cellular component: nucleus; microtubule plus-end; cell cortex. Bases 437 to 4978 code for a protein of 1513 amino acids. Gene Ontology annotation, biological process: cytoplasmic microtubule organization. Gene Ontology annotation, molecular function: microtubule plus-end binding. The transcript is spliced from 12 exons.